AUGCCAAAGCAGUCUCGAAAACGACAAAGGACCGUAACCGGAGCUUCAGAAGCAACGAAACCGCUCGGUUCCACUCAUUCGGAUGAUGGAAGCGAAGACGACGAGGAAAGGCGGCUAGAGAGUCUGUUGUUUGGAACAGCAUAUACAGUUCGUGACGAGGACGACGCGUAUGAUGCGUAUGAGCCACCGUAUCAGGAUGACAGAACGGGAGAUAAGGUGUUCCAAAACCUUAUGGACACCGACCUCUUCUUUGUCGACGACACUGUUGGCGAAGGCUCCAGUGAAGUAGGAGAAGAAUUACUUAACGAGGAGGCUUCAGCACACACAUUGAUACGUGGAGGAACGCGGGAGUCCCAUUUGGAUAGCAAGACUUCGCCAUGGGAUGAUUCGGAUGACACAACCCUCAAUCUCUCUCUCGUAACGAACCAACGCCUCCGCAAACUUCGCGACGCAUUGUCCGAAGAUGCGGUCGGUGGAAAAGAGUACGAGAGACGGCUCAGACGUCAAUUCGAGAAGGUUAAUCCCACCCCCGACUGGGUGAUGAAUGCCCGCAAGAACGCUCCUGGACAGACCGCUAAACGGAGGAGAUCUUCAGAUUCUCUGGAAUCUGUAUCAGACGAGGAAGAACUGUCGGAACUGCUGUCUGCUACCAAUGGAGUAGUGUCACGCUCGCAUAAGGGGAAGGUUCUCUCUCCGGGCACGCUUACUAUACAGCGUCUACGCGACGCUAACAUCACAGCGAAGUCUGACGGCGAACUUAAAGCAGUCAAGUUUCACCCCUCACGUCGUGUCCCGGUGCUGCUUACUGCUAGUUCCGAUCGACGUCUACGUUUGUUCAACGUCGACGGUCAUACCAAUCCGCAUCUCCAAACGAUUCACAUACCUUCCCUCCCACUUACCACGGCUCACUUCCAUCCCAGUGGUACCUCAAUACUUCUCACAGGCCCAAGACCAUUUUACUAUGUAUAUGAUCUUCAGUCAGGCGAUAUGCAUCGCUCACCGCGAGGGUUAUGGGGUACGACGUUCUCCAGUGCCAACCCAGCGUCACAAGAUGCGAGUAUGGAGGUGUGCUCCUUCAAUCCUUCUGGCGAAAUUCUCGCAGUCGCUGGCCGUAGAGGAUAUGUCCACCUUGUUGAUUGGCGAUCAGGUCAAGGGCAAGUGGUCGGGAACGUCAAAAUGAACGCGGCAGUCAAAUCUCUGUGGUGGUCGAGGGGGGACCUGAUGACUUUAGGAGAAGAUGCUCAGGUGUAUGUCUGGAACGUUGGCGAACGGCGGUGCAUACGGCGAUGGAGAGAUGACGGCGGCUUCGGAAGCCGCAUUCUUAGCGGGGAUCGAGCAGGCCAAUAUGUUGCAAUAGGUUCUCAUACAGGAUUGGUCAACGUAUACGAUUCAAGUCGGGUCCUAUCCUCGGAUACUCAGAGAGCGAAGCCGCUGAAAUCAAUAGGCAACCUCACCACAUCGAUAACAUCACUCUGCUUCAAUCACGAUUCACAGCUACUAGCGAUUGCGAGCAACACCAAGAAGGAUCAGAUGCGCAUGAUCCAUCUCUCUUCCAUGACGACAUUCUCGAAUUGGCCUACAUCCGGUACUCCCAUAGGGCACGUCACUAGUGUCGACUUCUCAAGCGGGAGUGAGUACGUGGCCGUUGGAAACAAUCGAGGUCGCGUAUUGCUGUAUCAUCUUAGCGAUUUUUCUCCGCAAUGA
Sparassis crispa is the source of this 1704-nucleotide messenger RNA. Its product is annotated as Probable U3 small nucleolar RNA-associated protein. Gene Ontology annotation, molecular function: protein binding. The record is from RefSeq and is a predicted model, not a curated record. Gene Ontology annotation, biological process: rRNA processing. The transcript is spliced from 5 exons. Bases 1 to 1704 code for a protein of 567 amino acids. Gene Ontology annotation, cellular component: small-subunit processome; Pwp2p-containing subcomplex of 90S preribosome. Lineage: Eukaryota; Fungi; Basidiomycota; Agaricomycetes; Polyporales; Sparassidaceae.